AUUCUAGCUAGGAAAAUGUUCGAAGAGUUCGGUGACGUGUAUCAAAUCAACGUGCUUCGUGACAAGAUGACCGGCACUAGUAAAGGUUGCUGUUUUGUGACGUUUUACACCCGCAAGUCUGCCCUGGAGGCCCAAAAUCUUCUCCACAAUAUCAAAACUCUUCCUGGAAUGCAUCAUCCAAUUCAAAUGAAGCCUGCUGAUACUGAAAACAGAUUGGAUCGCAAGCUGUUUUUGGGGAUGCUGUCCAAGCGCUACACAGAGCAGGAAGUGCGCUUGAUGUUCUCUCAGUUUGGCACCAUCGAGGACUGCUCAGUGUUACGAGACAGCAACGGUCAGAGCAAAGGCUGUGCCUUUGUCACAUUCAGUACAAGAUCCAGUGCCAUCAACGCUAUUAAGAAGCUCCAUCAUUCUACCACCAUGGAGGGCUGCAACCUUCCGCUGGUUGUAAAGUUUGCUGACACUCCCAAGGAGAAAGACCAGAAAAAGAUGCAACAACACUCGCACAAUUUCUGGAAUGCAGCCUCAACCAACACUCUGGCUGCUUUAGGACCCCAUUACCUAUCAGUGAGUUCACAAGUUAGCCUAAGAGGUUUGUCAGGAAUUUAUUUCUCACAAGCUUUAUGGCGAGUAAAUACGGCCGUACUAUCAAAAAUAUCACAGAACUCUAUGGUAGGACAACAUCAAGUUUAUGAUACCAGUGGCGGUGGCUUGCUUGGUGGUGGCAACGGCGGCGGUGGCGGGGGAGGCUCGGCUGGAUCUGGUCAGGACACUUCAUCUCUGCAGUCUCUGCUAGCCAGCCUUACCUCCCAGCACUCUGGUUUGACCAACUUGACGAAUGUGACGAACUUAGCAGCGCUUGCAGCUUUGGCUGCUGGCAACCACACAGGACUGCAGGCCCUCACACAGCCCGGUCAGUGCACUCACACAAAUAAUGGCAUUCAGUGCCUCCUGCCCGCGAACAUUAUUGCGUGUGCCCUCAACCCCAACCCUUCCAACCCUGCUGGUAAGCAAGUGGAAGGCCCCCCGGGAGCAAACUUGUUCAUCUAUCACUUGCCUCAAGACUUCGGCGACUCCGAUCUUGCCCAGUGUAGCGGACCAACCUCUCCAAGUGUUUCGGUGAGUCUUCAUUGAUAAGCGGACCAACCUCUCCAAGUGUUUCGGUGAGUCUUCAUUGAUAAGCAGACUAACCUGUCCAAGUGUUUCGGGUUUGUUUCGUAUGAAACAGCAGCAGAGGCCCAGAACGCCAUCACGAGCAUGAACGGCCAGCAGGUCGGCAACAAGAGGUUGAAAGUUCAGUUGAAGCGGCCUAAGGACGGCCGCCCUUACUAGCGCGCUUCCUGCGCCGGUCGCUCCCAUAG
This is a messenger RNA of Hyalella azteca, 1358 nucleotides long. Its product is annotated as CUGBP Elav-like family member 1. Gene Ontology annotation, cellular component: ribonucleoprotein complex. Lineage: Eukaryota; Metazoa; Arthropoda; Malacostraca; Amphipoda; Hyalellidae. The transcript has 10 exons. Gene Ontology annotation, molecular function: RNA binding. The record is from RefSeq and is a predicted model, not a curated record.